UUAUGUUAGUCUCGACGAUUUCCCCUCACACCUCAGUGAGGUUGUGGAAGGCAAGAUGACGAUUUUCGCAGUCUCGAAAACUUUACGAGCUCUCAUGGAUUCAUUGCCUGAAAACCAGGUGCGUCUAAUGGAGGAGUGUCCUUACACCAACAGCGUUGGGGCGCUUCUAAAACUCAACUCGCCUCUCAAGGACAACAUAGAUCGCGCAAUUUUACGAAUGCAAUCAAGCGGUAUUCUCGACCGUUUUCUAGUGGACACUCAAAGGUAUUUGCGCCGACGUGAUGCGCCUCAACGAUCUGCUAAAAUUUCUGAGGAUACUUCCAAUCAAGUUACUCUCAAUCUCGGGCACUUGCAGGGCGCUUUCAUUGUGCUUCUGGGCGGUUGCUUGGUGUCGACGCUGUUUUUCCUGUGCGAGCUGGCAAUUCAUCACUGCAAGAUGGACAUUCAAGAACAUACCGGCGCCCAGGAGUAAAACACGUAUCUUCAGUAAAGGGUUCACAGAACUAACUGAACUCGAACACACUCUUAAUCCAAUAGCGGCUUCAAAAUUUCGAGUUAGCGCACAGACAGAAAAACUCCGCUCUAGCUGUGAAGCAGUUUGACAAGUUGAUGAUCAUGGAAUUAAAUUGAGGUCCUAUAUACUGUAUAUCACAUCUAUAAUACUUAUUUGUCAAGCAAUUGUUAAACGAUCGGCCAGUGGCGGCGAAGCCAGUGCUCUGGAUGCAUCAAAUCGAAAAAUGAACGUAUGUUUUUUAUACGGGCCGAGUAGCAGCAUAUAGAACGCGUUUUCCAGAGUCCCGUUGCUCAUUUUGAAAAUCACAUUAUAAGAGAAUCACUCGUCGUUCAAACUCAACUUGAGACACAUUACCAUGGAAGAAGGAUGCUAAAAUUUUAAAUUUGAACUAAUAUUGAAUAUUUCUUAGAAAAAGAAUAGGAAUCGAAUUUACGUUCCAGCCCCACUUUCCCUACUUUGCAAUGCUUCGUGAUUCCACAUCAAGAAAUUUUACAUCCUGGGAAAGUAUCCUAAAGCAAUUAGACUGUGCGACAUUAAAUGUGCAUGGUCUCAUUUGAUCAAUUUAGCGAUCGAUUUUAUGCGAGCGGGCGUCAUCGCGUAUAACAAUUGAAUCAACUCAGACCACACACAACAACAUGUUAUUGUAAAUGAAACAUCAAAAUUUUAAUGUAUAUCGAAUUAAUAUGCGAUUGGGCGUCCCGAAUGAAUAUUGACCUAGAUUUCUCGUGGUCUAAAAUACUUAUUCAAGUCAAAACAGACACUGCAUGCAAUGACCGUUUUAAUCUCCUUUUAUUCCUUUUUAGAAAGGUUAUGUGUGUUAUAAAAUAAUUAAUUACACUGUAAAUAAGAUCAAAAACAAUGUUAAAUGUUUUGCUAGGUUUGCGUAUUUUUCAGCACUUCAAACUCUAUCACAGAGAAAUUGCAACAGCAUAUUAACCUUAAUUUAACUUCAACGUUAAAUAUU
Molecule: messenger RNA, 1478 nt
Organism: Hyalella azteca
Lineage: Eukaryota; Metazoa; Arthropoda; Malacostraca; Amphipoda; Hyalellidae
Exons: 5
Coding region: 56-472 (138 amino acids)
Source: RefSeq, a predicted model, not a curated record